UCCAUACAUGUGUAUAAAAACGGCAUUUCCAUCGCAAUCGGCUCUUUUUCGUAACACAGAAGUUAGAUGUUCUUGCUUCAUAAUGCUGAGUCGCAGUGCAUCCAUUACGGAGUCCAUUACUAUUAGCUUUGUUCGAUUUAUUUUAAUACCCGUCCUAAGGCAUGGCUACGAUGGAGGCAGUAAUGGUUGAUGGCGUUGUUAAAGUUGAACCGGAAAAAGAAGACGACAUAAAUUUGUCUCUCGGAAAAAAUGUUUUUAUAAGCAAUGAUGUUUUGGUAACUGUGAAAGAAGAACGAGUGCAGCAACAAAACAAUUUGCCAAAUAUUCAAACUAUAAAAUGUGGCCUUUGUCGUUACGUGGCGGAUAAUGAAUCAAACUUUGAAAAACACCUUUUGGUGCACCGUCUUGCUAAAGCGUUUAAAUGUGACAUUUGCGAUUAUGCAUCACAUUAUAGACACAAAUUUCAAAGCCACCUGUUAACUCACAAGGUUUCCAAUUUUACGUGUAAGGUUUGUGAUUAUGAAACAAAUCAUAAAUACAAAUUUGAAAAACAUGUGUCGACACACCAGUGGAGUCGACCGGCAAACUUUAAAUGUGCUGUUUGUGAUUUUGCUACAAACAUUAAAGGUAGAUUGGAAUCACAUUCUCUAACGCAUAACCUUUCAAGAGACUUUAAAUGUAACAUUUGCAAUUUUGCCACAAACCGUCAAAGUACAUUGAAAGCACAUCAUCUGACGCAUAACGUCGCAAAAGAUUUUAAAUGUGACAUUUGUGAUUACGCGACACAUAUGAAAGUGAAUUUUAGAAGACAUCUCCAAACGCACAAGACGUCUAAAGAUUUGAAGUGUGCACAUUGUAAUUUUGCAACAAACUUUAAAAGUACUUUAAAAAUUCACCUCUUAACGCACAAAAUUUCUAAAGAUUUAUUUAGAUGUGCUCAUUGUAAGUUUGCCACAAACUGGAAACGUGCUUUGAAAAUUCAUCUCUUAAUGCAUUCCACAUCGUUUGAAAGCUCAUUGAAACAUCAUCCAACAUAUGUGCACGUUUCCAAAGAUCUUAAAUGUAACAUUUGCGAUUUUGUUACAAAUCGUCCAACUACAUUGAAACGGCAUCUUCUAAUACAUAAUCUUUCUAAGGAUUUCAAAUGUCACAAUUGUCCUUUUGAAACAAAUACAAAAAUGAAUUUGAAACAACAUCUCAGAAUGCACAAACCUUCCAAAGAUUUCAGGUGUGCACAUUGUAAUUUUGCUUCAAAAUAUAAACCUUCUUUAAAAAAACAUCUCGUACUACACAAGGUUUCAAAAGAUUUUAAAUGUACCAUUUGUGAUUAUCGAACGAAUAUUAAAUGGAAUUUCAGACAACACAAUCUCGUAAAACACACAUUGAAACAUUAUAAAAAUCUGAAAUGUUCAAGUUGUGACUAUGAAACAAAAAUUAAGCGAAAUUUUCAACACCAUCUCUUAAAACACAAAAUUUCUAAAGAUUUUAAAUGUGCCAGUUGCGAUUACGCAACGAAUGUUAAAGGGAAUCUCAAAUCGCACUUCGCGGCGAUGCACUCGCACGAUGCUUUAAACAGGUAUAAAUGUCACAUUUGCGAUUAUGCCUGCCACCUUAAGUCUGAUAUGCGAGAUCAUAUGUCGAAAUACCAUUCUACAGAAGUGUUUAAAUGCAGUUGCAAUUAUACGACAAGCAUUAAGUCUACUUUUCAGCAACAUCUCUCGACGCACAUUGUCUAAGAUCGCCGUGCCAUAAUCAAUUCUCUAGCGUUAGGUUACUACGUGUUUUUCUGAUUGGAACUCCUGUAACUUUACAGGGUGGCGCAUCUAAAGCUAUCACUCAUAAUUGUGGAACACUAAACAGGACCCAUAACCACUUAGUGUGUCCUUAGCAUACCCAAAUUUAAAACCUCCCGGGGGGCUAAUGAGCACACUUAUUAUCAGAUACACGGCAACACAUGCAAACCAUUUGUUGUUUCCUUUCCGUCACACAGCCACAAUUAGGUAUUAGAAUUAGAAUAAUUUAUUAACCACUGUAAGUAAACAAAAAAUUGUAUACAUUUAGUCUAGCAUUUAGUUUUGUCUUUGUUGUUAUGAUUUUUAAAUGUUUGUAGGUACUAUCAUUUUCUCCAUGUUUUCGGUGAUUUAAUUUUGUUUUAGAAAUGGUGUCUAAUUGAUCCGAAAUUAUAAUAAAACAACAACAAUUCGAA
This is a messenger RNA of Photinus pyralis (common eastern firefly), 2206 nucleotides long. RefSeq names its product zinc finger protein 99-like. Gene Ontology annotation, molecular function: DNA-binding transcription factor activity, RNA polymerase II-specific; RNA polymerase II transcription regulatory region sequence-specific DNA binding. Gene Ontology annotation, cellular component: nucleus. The transcript is spliced from 3 exons. The record is from RefSeq and is a predicted model, not a curated record. Lineage: Eukaryota; Metazoa; Arthropoda; Insecta; Coleoptera; Lampyridae. The coding region runs from base 162 to 1736 and encodes 524 amino acids. Gene Ontology annotation, biological process: regulation of transcription by RNA polymerase II.